UCUCUAAAAUAAUCAGUUUUUGUAUAAACAUAGACCUCUAGUGCCUCUAGGUCCUUUAUAAUCAAGAAUAAUAUAAAAACGUCUUUUGCAGUUAAAGUUAUAAUGGUGAAUUAUUGCUGCGUACAAGGAUGUGGUCGUAACAGCAAACAAAACAAACAUUUGAACUAUUAUAGUUUGCCGAAAGAAAAACGACGGCAAGUGCAAUGGCUCCAAGCGGCGGGGCGCACGGACCUGCUAGAAAAGGACAAGGUGCUGGUUUCACACCGGUUCUGCUCGCGACACUUCCCUCCCUCAUCUAUAAAAAACAAACAUCUUUGUGACACUGCUGUGCCCUCGCUCUGCCUACCUGGGACUACUAAAAAUAUGAAUGAUAGCGAGGUCCACGAUCACAAAGGCAUUGUGUGUGAUAGCUGCGGGCUGGCCGUCUCCGGGUUCCGGUACAAGUGCGUCUCCUGCGCGGACUAUGACCUGUGCCAGAAAUGCGAGAUGAGGGAGACGCAUCCCGAUCAUUAUAUGCUGAGGAUGCCCAAGCCUUUGAAACAUAAAUUGGCGGACGAUCUGAUCGGCAAGUGGCGUCAGUUCUUCUCAGCGAAGCACGCUACGCCAGAGUCGGACAGCGACGAUGAGCCCAUCACCAAAUACAGGAAUCACAGCAGCGUCGACCUAUCUGAAGAAGUGAAGCGCGCGAUUCGAGCCGAAGUGGCGCGAGUGUCAAAACUGCCAGAACCAGAGGAUCCCCAGCUUAAGAGGAAAACGGCCACCGAGCGGCGCCCGAUUAAGAGGAUACGGAUGGACGGCACGAUAGGGUAUGAUGACGAGGAUAGGAGCGUCCCGGAGGUGGCGUUCGCCGACGUCAACGAGGAUAAUCAGCUCCUGGAAGUCAAGCACGAAGUCACUGUAGAAGAAUGGAAGAAGAUGGUGCAUGUCAAAAUAAGUGACGACCUGACGGAGCUCAUGAUAGAAGUACCUCAACAAAAUGCGGGGCACAUGAGUUAUACAAAUACAGGGUGAAUUUUUUUAAUGUGUUAAUACUAGAGCCGGACCGGAGAAACCGGAUAUUCGGCCUGACCGUCUGCAGAAUAUCCGGAUCCGGCCGCCGGAUAUUCGGCCAGCGAAACUAUACCUACAUUUCGGUUUUUCAGGUGCGCAUUCUGCAGGUUUGACCUGUUUCCUUGUGAACGUUCGUGCGCACUCAUUUCUAGGUUCGAAAUGAGUGCGCGUGCAAGUCAAUGGAAUUAUUAAAUUGUUUUAAAAUAAUAAACAAGUACGAUUAUGACCGUAUCUGUUUCUUAAAUCCAAUUUGUUUACUCCGAAAUCAAGCAAUGUUACUAUGCGGUAUCCGGCCGGAUAGUAAGUCACUAUCCGGUAUCCGGCCGGAUAGGCCGGAUACCGUUUAGUAACCGGAUAUCCGGUGCAUCUCUAGUUAAUACAAACUCACGGUGAAAUUUUAACCACCAGCCUUUUUCAUACAUUCCGGCUUCCGGCUGCGGCUGAUGUGAUGCCGCUGAUUUCUAUGGGACAGCCAAUUUU
This is a messenger RNA of Cydia fagiglandana, 1530 nucleotides long. RefSeq lists its product as uncharacterized. The coding region runs from base 103 to 1011 and encodes 302 amino acids. The record is from RefSeq and is a predicted model, not a curated record. Gene Ontology annotation, molecular function: zinc ion binding; protein kinase C binding; K63-linked polyubiquitin modification-dependent protein binding. The transcript has 7 exons. Gene Ontology annotation, biological process: mitophagy; aggrephagy; endosome organization. NCBI's taxonomy places the organism in Eukaryota, Metazoa, Arthropoda, Insecta, Lepidoptera, Tortricidae. Gene Ontology annotation, cellular component: amphisome; aggresome.